UCUUUUAGGUUUUUUUUAUUCUUAAUAUUAAUUACCUAUAGUAGGUACACUUGUAAAUAAACAUUAUUAACAAUGCACAUUGUCAACUAUUUACCUUAAUCGAAAUUCCCAAAUACACUCAUUAACGUUUUGCGCAAUGUUACCCAUGCAGCCAAUGAUUUGCUCCGGCACACUUAACCAGACAUUUAUCGAUCUGUCAACGUUCAAAAUCUAGAUCCUUUCGAAGCUUACAAAAGUGAGCGGACUUGCGUGCACCGGCGCAGUUGAGCAUUGAAGCUUUUCAAAGCCACAUCCUAUAAUUAGAUAUGUUUUAUAAAUUAUUUUUUGUGUCGGUUUUGUGCGUGGGAGUUAAUACCUUCCCCGAUGGCGCUCCGGUGGACACGUGUGUGAAGAACCGCGCCAAUCAGCCAAACCAUGGACAGCACAGAUCGCAACCGCUAUCCACACUCCCUUACAGGGUGUUUGCAUCUUCAGCUGUUUAUGGACCACAUUCUGCAGUUACAGUGACCAUCGAAGGAUCGGAACCGUUUAAAGGGUUCUUCAUACAAGCGCGGUCGAUUGAGACCGACGAAUGGCUCGGGUCAUGGGAGGAGGCUCCGAACACUACGAUACAUCCAGAAUGUUCUGCAAUCACCCACGCUGACCCCAGAGACAAGAAUAGAGCCACCCUGGUUUGGCGAGCGCCGCCUAAUACACAGGGCAGGGUGUAUUUCACGGGCACCGUCCUAAAGAACUACGGCACAUUUUGGGCGGACAUUAUAGCAGAGGCGCCUCAGGAUCCCGCGGACUUGCAAACGCUAGGUUGAAACCACACGCCGAAUUGAUAUUUAGGGUCUGGACAAUCGUUUUUGAUUCAAACUUACUUUUUUUAUAGAAAGCGUUUCAUCAAAGAGUUGUUUCGCCGUCGCUUUGAUAGAUUUAAGAGAUAUUAAUAGCCAGGACUGUCAUCAAUGGCUUCUGUUAAGAAAGCCAAGCUUAAAGCAAUAUUAAACAGACGAGACCACCUAGUUUAUAACACUAUUGGCUUUAUGACGGAUCUAAAUGAUAAAAUGCAAUAAAAAAAAUAGUACUGAGUAAUUGCCAUUCAUGGUUGAGUAUUAAUGUAUCAUGGACAUUGUAAGUAACGUUUAGGAUAAGAUUUAUGUUGUUACCUAGUUAUAAAAUCCUUAAUAUAACUUUGAAUUAAAAUAUGUUAAUGACACACAGAGCUUCAUUAUAAUAAUCCGAAAUAAUACAAAUAGUAAAAUAAAUAUGUUUUAU
Messenger RNA from Amyelois transitella, 1260 nucleotides. Its product is annotated as putative defense protein 3. Bases 306 to 806 code for a protein of 166 amino acids. NCBI's taxonomy places the organism in Eukaryota, Metazoa, Arthropoda, Insecta, Lepidoptera, Pyralidae. The record is from RefSeq and is a predicted model, not a curated record. The transcript has 3 exons. Gene Ontology annotation, molecular function: oxidoreductase activity, acting on metal ions.